AGCAGUCUCCAGUGUACGCCCUGGAGUGGAAAGGCGUCUUUAGAACAGCAGGUAGCAGAGCUGAAGGUGAACACUGAGGUCCAAUCAGCAGAUUCUCCAACUAAUCUGGAGGACAGCAGACUGAGCUCAGGAGAGGUCCUUGUAGCCAAGCAAAAUAGAUUUCAUGAAUCAAAUUACCAUCCUGCUGUCCCUCGUUCCCUCUCAGCCCCUGGGGGGACAGAAGAGAUAGAGACAGGAGAAACAUGGCUGUCAGACCCAACAAGACGAGCCACGGUCACUGAUGUUUUGGGGGAAAUUAAGGAUGUUGACCCCAGUCAGGAAGAUUACCAACAGGCCCAGAAGGUAGAGACUUAUAUAUUUGGAUUGAUCCAACGCAGAGCCCUACCCACACGGCCCUCAAAACCCCGCACCAGCCUGGCACAUGAUGCCCGAGCUGUCAGUGUGGUGAGGCAGAGUAGUUUAUGCCACAAGGAGCAAGAGCAACAUUCACCAAAGUCGGGGUCUAUUCAAGAGGUCUCUAAUACAUCCCAGUGCCCAGAGGGAACUGCUCCAAAGGCUUGCCAUAAUCUUGAUCAGGAACAUUACCAAGGGACAGGGUUUACUGAAGAUGCCCCACCCCCAUACCACCACUAUCUCCAGCAAAGUGUCCAGCCUCAACCAGGGCUUUAUGACAGGCCCAGGCAGGCCUCCGUGAUUAACAGCUCCCGCUCAACCUUGCUGGACUAUCCAUCUUUCAGAGUGCUGCAAACCCACCCAGACUCCAGCAAUAGCGAGCCUGAUUCACCCCAACAUUUCCACAACUACCCUUCCCCUCCACCUCUGUCAAAGCCUCACCAACUGCCUUCACCUGGUGAGCAGCUGGUCAAUGCAGAGUAUAUUCCAGCCCAACCCUGUCGAGCCUCCACCAGAGCUUAUGCUCAUCACCACUGCAACCCCCACAAGGGCUCUGCGAUGCCCAAACCCAACCGAAGCACAUAUUCCCCAGAAAGAGGCCAUCAAGAGCAGAACCCCUCAACAUCUCAGAUCCAACACUCAAGAUCCAGAGUGGGCCCAAAGAAGUGCCGCUCUAAUGAAGACAAAAGUGGUGCCAGCAGGAAGCCAGGAAAGAAAGCAUGUAGGUCUCAGUCAGAGAACAGCCUGCAAAGGGUUCCAGAGCGGAAGUACAAUACAGUGGAGAGAGAUGGUGGAGGAAGUGGAAGCGGUGGAAGGGCAAGCCGCAGUAGUCAAUCUAGGAGCAAGAAACAACAGCAAGGAAGUGGUAGCUAUCGGCGCUGGCAAUCCACCCUGGAGCUUAGCCAAGACGAGGGUGACCAGCAACCCAUGCAAGCACCUAUGCAAGGCUCCUCAGCUUUAAACCAAAGGGACCAUUGUGGAAGGCGCACCCGCAAAUCUCGCCCUACACAUGCAUCAUAUGCCUACCCACACCACCACCACUCACACCACCAUCAGCACAUGGAGUACCAGUUAGAAAGGGACCAAGUUCUACCGUGUCAACCUAGUGAGGACUACCCCCACCCAGGGCCGGGUGAGUCUGAGUCCAGCAUGAGCGAAGCUGACUCUCCAGAUUCCAGCUCAUUGUCCAGUGACUCAGAUGAGAGUGGUGGUCUGGUUUGGCCCCAACAACUACCCCCUCAACUUUCCCUCCCAUCACCUCCUGCACCACCUGGAGCACCUCUGCAGCCCAAGGCUUUUGUCAAGAUUAAGGCCUCACAUGCCCUUAAAAAGAAGAUCCUACGCUUCCGCACUGGUUCACUAAAAGUAAUGACCACUGUAUAAAGCGUAAUACUUGCCAAACUGAAAGAGCACGAGCUGCAGAGCUUUGGACUAUGUAGAAUAAUGGACCUCAAACUAAAGUGAAUUUAAAAAUCAAUAUGUGCAUGAAAGUACUGUGAUCUUGGCUGACUGAAUUGAUUGGAUAGUUUUAGAUCAGCCUUAACAAACAAUAAAGGAAAUAGCUAUCACCAUAUCAGUCUUUGAUAUUAGCAUUUGGCCACAUUGGCCCCAAAAUAUCCCCACCCAGACACAUGCACACAGUCACUGAAGUUUAUAAUUUUCCAUGGAGACAUUGUCUUUGAGGUCACAGAGAACUGUAUGUCAUGAUUGUAAUUUCCAGCCAUGCACGGAUUAAUCCCCAAUAUACCCACCAUUGUAAGUAGGGCUGGGUAUCAAUAUAAAUAUUUCGAUACUGGUACUGAUUCCUGAAUGCUAGAAGGACACAUUACGGUACAAUUACUCACUUCAAAGGAGGAAGCGAUUCAAAGACCAGGGAAAUGAAGAUGGAAUAUCUGUACAGUAUUUGAGUAUAUAAAAAUAUUAAUAACUUUCAAAAUGAACACUCAUAACAAACGGUAAUGGCAAUAGGCCAUUGUAGCCUCCGGGCUAAAGAGCAGCUCGCCGGGGUCCGACGACUUUAGGUGUAUUUCUCUCUGUUUACCGUCAGUGUGAAAGCGACACCAUGUUUGCCGCAGAGGAUGCGCUGGAGCUCCAAUCCCAGUGGACGAUGUGGUGAACGGACUUAAACGUUGAGCAGAUACAGGUUAGCUAGACUAGCUAACAAGCAGCACAAAGAUGCCGUAGUUAUCUGUGCAGAUAAGUAUUUUACAGUAAAAAACACAAAUACAAUGACCCCAACAUAGUGUGUUAUCUGCAUGCCUCUACGAUGUGAGGUUAGACAUCCUGCUGUAUUCCUAUUGCCGCUCUCACACUGAUGAGAUUUACUCCUAAGGUAUUAAAAUUUUGUACAGAAUGACAUGGCAUUUUUUAAAUAUUUGAUAGUAUCAAAGCAAUUCAUCAGUUACAUAAAAGUAUUGAUGUUCAGUACCCAGCCCCAAUUGUACUGUCUUUAUACGAGAACAUUUUAGUAUUCUUAUCUUAACUUUUCUUACUCUUUUGCGUGGCUUGUUUGUAUGAGGUCAAUCACUCAAAUCAUGUGCAGUUAAAAUGCACCAAAAUCUCACCAAAUCUCAACAGUUUUAACUGCACAUGAUUUGUGCAGUUAAGGCAGUUUAAUCAUUUGCAUAACCAACACUUUGUAAUGCGCAGAUAUCUGUUCUUUAAAAAGUAUGUUUUUAGUUGCCAGGUUAUCCUACAUUUACCCUUUGUCUCCAAGCUUUCCAUACUAGCUUCUGUCCUAUUUUAAGCAAAUUCUUCAUCAAACACACAUAUGCACAUUGGAAACUUAUUGUUGAAAAUACAGUUAUUUGCAAUGCUGAGACAGGCCACGGUUCCCUUGUAUUUGGACCGUGAAAUCCUCUUUUGUUGCUCAAAUGAAGCAUACUUGUUAUUAUUAAAUUAAGUCAUACUGUCAUCAAAGAGUAGGCCAACUAAAGACAAACAACCAAAAGUUUGUGAUUCCUACACGUUUUUCUUUAUAAACACUCAGCUAUUAAAUAUAUUGUGAGUGGAACUAAAUUUGUCUGACAGAUAUGGUGACAUGUGACCAAAGUCUAUAGUAAGUAGUUAUGAAGGAUUAUUAGUACAGUACAAAGUGCUUGUGAGACAUUUUGUCUGAAAUUUGUGGUUGAGAGAGUAAAUCUCACUGUAGAGCCGACUUUUAGCCAAAAAGAAGUCUGUGAAUCUUUGACAUUUUAAUGUAGCAGCAGACACAAACCAGCAAGAUACUGCAGUAGCAAUAUUUAAACAGUAUUUUUUUUAAAGUUUUGGCCAAAUCAAAUGUCUCACUCAAAUAAAAAUAAAUGUUCUUGAAGGACCUUGUUUAAAAUGUUAAGUAGCAACAGUUUCUACUUUUUUAUGUUUUAUAGUUAGCUACUUACAGACUAAUAGAAUUUUGCCAGCUCAAAGAAUGUAUUUAACGUUACCGUGUCACUUUGACUAUUUGACAGUAUUAUCAUUUAAAGUGCACUAGCCAACUCACUAUUAGCUUCUUUUUGUAUAAAAUGUCUUUGACAAAAUGCAGUGUAUGAUAUUAAAGUGUUAAAAGU
Molecule: messenger RNA, 3941 nt
Organism: Morone saxatilis (striped sea-bass)
Lineage: Eukaryota; Metazoa; Chordata; Actinopteri; Moronidae
Product: dapper homolog 1-like
Biological process (GO): negative regulation of canonical Wnt signaling pathway
Cellular component (GO): cytoplasm
Source: RefSeq, a predicted model, not a curated record